This is a messenger RNA of Phycomyces blakesleeanus NRRL 1555(-), 1609 nucleotides long. RefSeq lists its product as hypothetical. Gene Ontology annotation, molecular function: metal ion binding; agmatinase activity. The transcript is spliced from 4 exons. The coding region runs from base 1 to 1095 and encodes 364 amino acids. Lineage: Eukaryota; Fungi; Mucoromycota; Mucoromycetes; Mucorales; Phycomycetaceae. The record is from RefSeq and is a predicted model, not a curated record.
AUGAAGUCCACCUAUAUCGCCAGUAUCGCACUUUAUUGUACCUGGGCUCUCGGUUCCGAUGCUCAUCCAGACCAUUCAAGUUAUGAAACCUAUGAUGGCUAUGUACCUCCUUUUGCUGGAAUCUCCACUUUUGCACAUUUACCUUACAAGCAGUGCUGGGAUGAAGGUGUUGAUGAGGAUUAUGAUAUUGCAGUAAUUGGUGUCCCAUAUGACAUCGGAGUGACAUUUAGAACAGGAGCCCGUUUUGGUCCCUCAGCGAUUCGCGAGGGAUCCAAGCGUCUCAAGGGUUAUAACGAUGAAUUGAAGAUCAAUCCGUUUAGAUCUUGGGCUCGCUCGGUAGAUUGUGGUGAUAUUCCUUUUGAGCCCUUUGAUGCUUCACAUGCUAUUGGACAGAUCGAAAGUUACACGAAUUAUAUUCUCCAGCGACCGCCUACUGCAGAUGGAACGCCAUCACGACCACCUAAACUCAUUACCCUAGGCGGUGAUCACACAAUUCUUUUGCCUGUUUUGCGAUCUAUGCGUACAGCUUACAAAAAGCCAAUGACAGUUAUUCACUUUGACUCUCACCUUGAUACAUGGGCACCCGAGGUUUACAAUGUAAAGGCAAAGCAGUCAAGAUUUAAUCACGGAAAUCCCUUGUAUCAUGCAGCCAUUGAGGGCUUGACUACCAAUGGAUCCUCCCUUCAUGUUGGCAUCAGAUCCUCGCUUUAUGAUAAACAGGAUGUUGAGAGAGACGAGGCACUUGGAUUUAAUAUCAUCAAGGCCAAUGCUAUCUUUACUUUGGGAGUAGAGGGUAUUGUGAAGAGAAUCCAUGAGAUCUUGGGUCCUAAGGAGGAUACGCUUGUCUACCUUUCGAUUGACAUUGAUGUGAUUGAUCCAAGUAUGGCACCUGCCACCGGCACUCCAGAAACGGGUGGAUUCUUAACUCGGGAAAUGAGAUACAUCUUGCGUGGACUGGACGGCUACAAUAUUGUUGGAAUGGACCUAGUAGAAGUGGCACCUGCAUACGAUACUCAAGCCCAACUGACCAGCUUUUUGGCGGCAGACUUGAUAUAUGAAGUUCUAUGCAUGAUGGUCAAGCGUGGCCUUAAUUAAGUCGCGCGGUAUAUGUAACCCUGAAGUUAAAAUUAUGUCUGCGUUGUAAAAGCAUCUCUUUCUUGCUACUGGACUAGCCAACGAGAUUACAAGCAAUAAAAGCCAAAAAUAACAUUUCCUCCCAAAAACAUCUAUAAAGCCUUGCGUGCAACUAAAGGACAUAAUCAGCAAAUUUUAAGAAAGUUCAGUGUAAACAAUUGGUCUACCUUCUUUUUAUACUCUUGACUUCCUUUUCGAAGUUGAUCGUCACGGUUUUCAUACAUAAAGCCUUUUUGAACUCAACACACAUACACACACACUUAUAUAUAUAUAUAUAGGUGUGUUUGUGUGUACAGGACCUCGAGAACACUAAGGAGAUAACGCCUAAUCCCUUGCAGUCCCUUGAUUUUGUAAUCACCGCCUCGUCAUUCUGCAAGCUUUCCUUUUUUUACCAGCCGUUUUCAAUACAAGCGAUUGGCGUUCUUGUGGAAGGAAAAGGGGAGAAUAAAAUAAAAUAAAAUAAAAAAGAAUAAUG